Messenger RNA from Empidonax traillii (willow flycatcher), 3710 nucleotides. It is a transcript of the gene DMBT1, whose product is annotated as deleted in malignant brain tumors 1. The record is from RefSeq and is a predicted model, not a curated record. Lineage: Eukaryota; Metazoa; Chordata; Aves; Passeriformes; Tyrannidae. Bases 20 to 3310 code for a protein of 1096 amino acids. Gene Ontology annotation, cellular component: membrane. The transcript has 16 exons.
AACAACCACUGAACUACUGAUGACCUCUCCAGAAGAGAUGUCCCCUUCACCAGAGAUGACCACCACAGUGACACUGAGCUCCUCACCAUCGAUGUUCACCCAACUUGAUACAACCACCACAGCAACAAUGGCCACCAGAGCAGAGGAGAGCACAGCAGGUGCCAGCCUGCGCCUGUCGGGCGGCAGGAACGGCUGCGAGGGCCGCGUGGAGCUGUACGACGGCAGCACGUGGGGCACGGUGUGUGAUGACCAGUGGGACCUGCGGGAUGCCCAGGUGGUGUGUCGGCAGCUGGGCUGUGGGGAGGCCCUGGGGGCCCCACACGCUGCCCACUUCGGCCUGGGCUCGGGGCGCAUCUUCCUGGACGACGUGCAGUGCCGCGGGGACGAGCCCUCCCUGCAGAUGUGCAGGCACAACGGCUGGGGAGUGCACAACUGUGGGCACGUGGAGGAUGCCAGUGUCGUCUGUGCAGCUUCCCAUCCAACCCCUCCUGCACAAUGGCCAUUCACAACAGGUGCCAGCCUGCGCCUGUCGGGCGGCAGGAACGGCUGCGAGGGCCGCGUGGAGCUGUACGACAGCAGCACGUGGGGCACGGUGUGUGAUGACCAGUGGGACCUGCAGGAUGCCCAGGUGGUGUGUCGGCAGCUGGGCUGUGGGGAGGCCCUUGGAGCCCCACAAACUGCCCACUUUGGCCUGGGCUCGGGGCGCAUCUUCCUGGACGACGUGCAGUGCCGUGGGGACGAGCCCUCCCUGCAGAUGUGCAGGCACAACGGCUGGGGAGUGCACAACUGUGGGCACGUGGAGGAUGCCAGUGUCGUCUGUGCAGCCUCCCAUCCAACCCCUCCUGCACAAUGGCCAUUCACAACAGGUGCCAGCCUGCGCCUGUCGGGCGGCAGGAACGGCUGCGAGGGCCGCGUGGAGCUGUACGACGGCAGCACGUGGGGCACGGUGUGUGAUGACCAGUGGGACCUGCGGGAUGCCCAGGUGGUGUGUCGGCAGCUGGGCUGUGGGGAGGCCUUGGGAGCCCCACAAACUGCCCACUUUGGCCUGGGCUCGGGGCGCAUCUUCCUGGACGACGUGCAGUGCCGUGGGGACGAGCCCUCCCUGCAGAUGUGCAGGCACAACGGCUGGGGAGUGCACAACUGUGGGCACGUGGAGGAUGCCAGUGUCGUCUGUGCAGGUGGGUGGUGCCCCUGCCCCUCAUCCAUGUUCCCCGUGCCAGGUGCCAGCCUGCGCCUGUCGGGCGGCAGGAACGGCUGCGAGGGCCGCGUGGAGCUGUACGACGGCAGCACGUGGGGCACGGUGUGUGAUGACCAGUGGGACCUGCGGGAUGCCCAGGUGGUGUGUCGGCAGCUGGGCUGUGGGGAGGCCCUGGGGGCCCCACACGCUGCCCACUUUGGCCUGGGCUCGGGGCGCAUCUUCCUGGACGACGUGCAGUGCCGUGGGGACGAGCCCUCCCUGCAGAUGUGCAGGCACAACGGCUGGGGAGUGCACAACUGUGGGCACGUGGAGGAUGCCGGUGUCGUCUGUGCAGCCUCCCAUCCAACCCCUCCUGCACAAUGGCCAUUCACAACAGGUGCCAGCCUGCGCCUGUCGGGCGGCAGGAACGGCUGUGAGGGCCGCGUGGAGCUGUACGACGGCAGCACGUGGGGCACGGUGUGUGAUGACCAGUGGGACCUGCAGGAUGCCCAGGUGGUGUGUCGGCAGCUGGGCUGUGGGGAGGCCCUUGGAGCCCCACAAACUGCCCACUUUGGCCUGGGCUCGGGGCGCAUCUUCCUGGACGACGUGCAGUGCCGUGGCCGCGUGGAGCUGUACGACGGCAGCACGUGGGGCACGGUGUGUGAUGACCAGUGGGACCUGCAGGAUGCCCAGGUGGUGUGUCGGCAGCUGGGCUGUGGGGAGGCCCUUGGAGCCCCACAAACUGCCCACUUUGGCCUGGGCUCGGGGCGCAUCUUCCUGGACGACGUGCAGUGCCGUGGGGACGAGCCCUCCCUGCAGAUGUGCAGGCACAACGGCUGGGGAGUGCACAACUGUGGGCACGUGGAGGAUGCCAGUGUCGUCUGUGCAGCUUCUGCGGCCACCACACCAGCACCUCCAUCAGCACCUUAUUAUUGUGGUGGCUCAAUCUCAGAUUCCUCUGGGAUGGUGCAGAGUCCCUACUACCCUGGAAGUUAUCCAAACAAUGCUGACUGCGAGUGGCAGAUACAAGUCGAGAGCAAUUUCCGUGUUACGCUCACAUUUAGAGAUAUUGAGAUGCAAAGCAGCACGUGCCAGCACGACUACAUUGAAGUCUAUGACGGGCCUCGACACUCUUCCCCGCUUCUUGGGAGACUUUGUUCUGGUUCCUUCCCCACAUUCGUGUCCUCUUCAAACAUGAUGACCAUUCACUUUCACAGUGAUUCCAGAGGCUCCUUCAGAGGCUUUCAGGCUCACUACUCCUCCAUCCCAGCAGAUCACAACACCACCCUGCAGUGCCUGCCAGACUACAUGCACGCAGUGGUGAGCAGGGACUACCUCCAGUCCCAAGGCUACUCAGCCCAGAUGGUCACCCUGAAUGACAAUCGCUGCAGACCAACAAUCACCUCACAGGAGGUUGUGUUCAACAUUCCCUACGAUGGCUGCGGGACGAUACGAGAGGAGAACAACGAUACAAUCAACUAUUCCAACACGAUCAGAGUCUCAUCUUCUGGGCACAUAAUCAAGAGGAAAAAGAACAUCAACUUACACAUCAGCUGCAAAAUGCUGCAGAAGACGUGGAUGCAAGUCAUGUACACUGCUGAGGACACUGUAGACGUGAAUGAAUAUCAGUUUGGAAGAUACGACAUGAACAUCACCUUUUAUGAUUCCUCAGCGUUCUCGCGGCAAGUGCGCGACUUGCCGUACUUCAUCGACUUGAACCAAAAUUUGUACCUCCAAGCCUGUCUUCACAGCUCAGACCCGAACCUGAAGGUGUUUGUGGACACGUGUGUGGCAUCACCCGAUCCUCGUGACUUUCACACUCUGGCCUAUGACAUAGUCAGGAAUGGGUGUCCCAGAGAUUCUUCCUACGCCACCUUCUACUCCCCUUCCAGCCACUUUGCCCGGUUCAAAUUCAACGCCUUUGAGUUCAUCAGCCGCCACCCCUCGGUGUACCUGAAGUGUGAGCUGAUGGUCUGCAGGCUCGGGGACUACUCCUCCCGCUGCUACCGGGGCUGCGCUGGCAGGGCCAAGAGAGACACGAGUCCUGGCGAGGAAAAAGUGGACGUGGUUGUCGGGCCGAUUCGGCUCCGGGAAGGGGCUGCUCAGAGUGGGGAUACUACUAAAGCCAAAUAAAGUUCUCUCGCUUCUGCUCUGAGGUGACUUCAGGCCCCAAGAAAAGCCAUAGCUCUGCGUGGCUGACACCUGUCACUCAAACCUGCUUUUGCCAGCUUUGCCGUGAAAAGGAAGCGUUCAGCUCUUUGCAAGCCCCCUAUUCUUACCUGCAUAUUUAAAAUGUGUAACUGCUUUGGCUGUCCAAAAGGAGAGAUUGCCUGUAACCCAUUUUAGUGCUGUAACUCCUAGAAUUGGACUAAUUAGCUCCAAUCUGCUUGUGUAAUGGCACUUGGGGACAUGGUUUGGUGAUGGACUUGUCUGUGCUAGUUUAGUGGUUGGACUCGAUGAUCUUAAAGGUCUUUUCUAACCUAAAUAACCCAUGAUUCCAUGAUGGCCAGCUGGGAGCUAACACCCAGCCUCC